Molecule: messenger RNA, 3027 nt
Organism: Lytechinus variegatus (green sea urchin)
Lineage: Eukaryota; Metazoa; Echinodermata; Echinoidea; Temnopleuroida; Toxopneustidae
Product: growth/differentiation factor 8-like
Exons: 2
Coding region: 238-1653 (471 amino acids)
Biological process (GO): SMAD protein signal transduction; BMP signaling pathway
Cellular component (GO): extracellular region
Molecular function (GO): cytokine activity; growth factor activity
Source: RefSeq, a predicted model, not a curated record
CUCCAUGCCGGCAUGAGUCAGCGUUGCUAAGGGUUAGCGUUCCUUUCACGUGCGUAUCGAGUUCAAAGUCUUUCCAUCAUUCACAAACCAUUACCAUUGAUAACUUGCAAGAAAAUUGAUUUUUCAAAUUUGCAAAGGGUUGAGAAUAGACGGACCCGUGCCGUUGACAGCGAUCUACAUUACCAAUUAUCAAAAUUAAUAUAUCGGAAAAUUUUCAAGGUACUCUGCGAUUUUCAAAUGGAGCAACACAGUGCUUCAAAAAAGGGAGGUACGAUACUGGUGUUUCUGACCGUAAUUUCUCUCCCCCAUGUCGGGGCAGCUCCCCGACCGAUCAUAUCAUCAUGCCCUGGGUGUAGCGGAACUCACCGGCAAGAAUCAAGACUGACCUCGAAAAGAAAUACAUUAUCAUCGCUGUCCACCUUGCCUUCUUCAGCCUCCACAUCGUCGUCCGUGUCGUAUUCGUCGGCGACGGGUCCACUGUCAACGACGGCGCCUUCGCCACCAUUAGCCAGCAGUGUUGACGGGGAGGAGCCUGGUACGAACUACCCAUCCCAGUCCCAAGCACGAUGGAGGGCAGAACAAAUCAAACUUGUUCAAGAUGAGAUUCUUAGGAAGUUAGACAUGACGAGGCCUCCAACUCUUGAAGAAAUAGCACGAGUCAACAUGUCAGAUGCUCGUAUGCAAGAAAUGUAUCAACGGUAUUAUGAGUCGGUACAAGAAGCAUCAAGUAUCAGACAUCUUUCGCCAGCCUACCGAGAAGAAAUACACAGCUUCAGAAGUACAGAUGGCCCUCCAACCAAUAUAUCAUUUUUCGAUUGGUUCUCUCCUCGGAAGCUUCGCAUCUUUCUACCCGUUCAGUUUCCACAAGACACGCCUCGGACAGUUCAUAACGCAACCUUGUAUCUCUUCAUCACACCUCCUGGUAUAACCGGAGAAGAGACUACGGCUGUUGUUCGGAUAUACCAGCUACUAUCUCCAACUCGGAUAGGAGUCAAUACGCCUCGAAGAUUUGUCACCAGCAAGGAAGUCUCGCUCACUGAUUCGAACUGGGUGUCGUUUCCUAUCAGCGAGGCUGUGUCGAUGUGGGUGUCAGACCCGACCACGAACCAUGGAUUAGAAGUUGAAUGUGAUUUGGUACUCACGACGCAUCUCUUUGUAAGUGGAUAUACAAACGGUCGCGUUCCAGCUGAGCGAACGGACCAGGAAGACCUUCGGCCUCGUGUUGACAUCACUCUUCGACAAGGUGUACAUGUACCACAUCGACGACGACGGAGGUCUCAUCGACAUAAUGAGAUGGUUGAUGCAGAACCGGAGUGUGGACAGUAUCAACAGAGUGAUGAGUGCUGCAAACGACGUAACUUGACGAUAUCCUUCAGGGAACUCGGAUUUAACUGGAUUCUGGCGCCAUUAGAAUAUAACGCGCAUUUUUGUGGCGGGGAAUGUACCGAGCUUUUCAAUAUGGCGGACACACACGCUCUCAUCCGGGCUCUUAUACGGAUAGAAUCUCCAAGGUCUUUGCCACGCCCUUGUUGCACACCAUCCAAACUGGGCUCACUUCCCGUACUUUACCUCCAUCAGUUGGAUGGUGACAAAACGGAAGCGAGGCUGUAUGCUUUACCAGAUAUGGUUGUAGAUAGCUGUGGCUGUUCAUGACAGCUCUGUAUUCCGUCAACUAUUUAAAAUAUUAUAACUGUAAAAUAGCUUCAUUACAUUUCAAGAUCACCGGUAACUCUGUGAAAGCUUGUUCUUAAUUUCUAAAUAGGCGUAGGUUAACUGCUAUCGUCGUUUACAAAAGAUUACCCAAUAAUGAAUGCAAUUCAUGAUAAAAAAAAGAACACGAGAACUAGAUUUACUCCUUUGUGUAUAAAACUGACAAUUAGUAUCCCAUCAAAUGGCUUUAUGACUUAAUAUUAUAUACAUAUAACCUUACUAGACUAUUCAAUCUCCUGAACACGUAUAAUCAUAGACAUUUCUUUAUCAUACAAGCUUCCACAGAGUAACCGAUCUUCUUUUCACUAUUUAUUGAUAACAUUAUUAAAAUAAAAUAUUAAUGUGCACACAAUGUCAAGUAGUUAAUUUUAUCGUUCUAAAGAGAACAUUUACAUGGUAUAUACCCCUAUUCGAAGUGAGUACAAACAUGAUGCAUUGGUUGCAUUUUUUUUUUUCGUUACGUUCGUUCCUUGAAGGUGAGCCAGUGUGUAUUGCGUAGGCUGUUUAUGGUCCUGAUCGUCUUUUUACAGAAUGUAGUGGAACAUGAUAGAGACAAAAGAUUGAUGAAAAGUCAAUUUUGUAAAAAUAUCGUGUUUUCAUUGAUCACAAUCAGUCAACCGUUUCAAUCGGAUUGAUAUAAUAGAUUUGAGAUGAAGGGAUUCCAUCUCUUACCAUAACCACAAUUACGCGUGCCUUUUAAAAUGUCAAGUCCACCCCCACAGAUAGGUUGAGUUGAAUGGAUAUAAAAUAAAUGAAACAAACAUUGCACUGAGAAAAAAAAUAGCGAACUGGACAUAAGGAAUAUAUGACAGAGGACUCUAUAAAUCAAAUGAUGAUUGUAUCACCACAAGAUUGGGGGUGCUGAGUAUGUUAUACACCAUAUGCACCACACCAUCAUGACCAUGGAAAUUACGUUGGCAUGCUCCUAAAAUGUAGAAACUUGAACAAAAUCCCCCUUUUUCUUGCUUGCUUGUCAUUUUUUCGACCAAAAUCAUCUUUAUUUAUAAAAGUGAUAACCUUUUUUCUGUUUUAUGCUUCUGAGAGGGAGACGAUCUUGUCUCCUAAAUAUUUUUUACCAUUCUAAUUCAAAUCGAGAAAUACUAUUUUCUAAAUAUAAUUAAGCAUGCUAAGUCAUCACUAUUUGGUCUAUUGACAAUAAGAGAAGAGCUUGUUAAUUUUUAAUUUCCAAAGUUAUUAACAAAUUAAAUUGAUUUCAUCACACAACAACGAAAAUGAAUUAUAAUGCGAAUACUAUCGAAUCUGUCAUUCGAAUACUGGCAAUGAUAUGCAUUUAGAAUUUUGUUAAAAAUAUGUAAA